This is a messenger RNA of Naumovozyma castellii, 12327 nucleotides long. RefSeq names its product dynein heavy chain (gene DYN1). The transcript has a single exon. NCBI's taxonomy places the organism in Eukaryota, Fungi, Ascomycota, Saccharomycetes, Saccharomycetales, Saccharomycetaceae. The record is from RefSeq and is a predicted model, not a curated record. Bases 1 to 12327 code for a protein of 4108 amino acids.
AUGGCUCCCAUAAUAAAUUGCCUUAUGGAUAAGCUGGUGGACCUUUGCGUCACACUUACAUUGCAUACCUCGUUGGAGGAAGAUAACAAAGCAAAACGUGAUGACGUUAAGAGCAUGAUCAAAACUAAAUUUAGUAAUCAAUUAGCAGACUUCCUUGAUCCUCAAAAUAUAUCUAAUAUUUUAUUUAUUGCUGAAGGAAAAGAUAACCACCUUCCCUUUAUCACUGUGGAUAUUAAUCAAUUAUCACCAAAGGAAAACGGGGACUUCUUAAUUGAACGCACAAUACUGAUCUUAAAAAGUAAUGAAAUGUUAGAUGAAGACUCAGAAUUGGAUUCACAACUUAGUAUUUUUUAUUUCCCCAAAAACAUCGACAGCCAAGCUUUAAGUCGAAUGAUUAAUAAUGGUAUUGCAGCUAUGCUUGAUUUACUAUUAAAAUAUGAGCCUGAGCUGUACUCAGGUGACGCAAUAGUGAAUACAAAGAGUAAAAUUCACGAGAAAUCCACUUCUGUUUGUAAUUUAGGAACCAUAGAAGAAACACCGAGGCUUCUUAAAGAUAUUAAUCCAAGGAUUAGAAAACUGGUUGUUGAUGGAGCCACACCAGAAAACUUUCAUGAUUAUAUAACCGAUACAGAGUUAAACGACCCCAGCUUUCUAAACUCCUUACAAAGUGAGGUAAACAAAUGGCAUCAAUUGACAAACAAGACAAUUAAUAUACCUAUCGAUUUAAAAGAUUAUUCAAUCUCAGAACAAAUUGAAUUUCUACGAAGAAUAGAAAAUACUUUAAAAAAUAUAUCAACCGAACUGGAAAGUUUUGACGUAAGAUUGAUUUUGGCAUUAUUGUUUGAAACCAAUCGAAUAAGAGACACUGAUAGUUUCUUCCCAGUCAUUGAGUUGAAACAACGGAUACGAACGGUUCAAGAUGAUUUACAAUUCCUCAAUAGCAUUCCACUGAAUGAUUUAUAUUCUUGCACUUUGCCUAAUCAGCUUCUGGAAUUGUUACCACGCAUAGAAGUGGCAUUAAAAAGAAUUAAAACUAAACCUUAUCCAAUUAAACAAUUCUUAACAUUACUUCAAAAAGUUACCGUUGACAUUAUCAAGAAAAUGAAAUCUUUCUCACACAACAUUUUUAGUUCACCAUACUCUGACUUUUUGAGUUUAAUUGAAACUGAUAACUCCAUUUUAAGUAAAUGGGAAGAAUCCAUUUAUGAUUGUCUUUUAUUGUUAAGAGAGCUGAGCAGAAAAUCGUCAAUUAAUAUUGCAAUCCCUUCCCCCACUUCUUUUACAAUUGAGCCAAAGGAGCUUCUAUCGCACAUUCGCUCAUUUAGAGAAGAGCAAAAUAAAUUUGCAAUGAGCUUGAAGAAAAUAAAUUAUUCAAACUACAAGGAGGAUUUGGAGCAUAUCUAUGACCCUAUACGGUCCUUAGAUAUAACUUCACCAAAAUUUACCUUCGACUGGAAUAAAAGUCAGGAAGAUUAUAGAAAAAGAUUAACCAAAACUGAAAUGAAGGUGUGCUCUUUUCUUGAAGCUUCACUUCAAAAUUCGAAGUCCUCUGAUGAUAUGCUUAAGACAUUAUUAAAGUAUAAGCCAUUAAUUAACUUGAGUUCAUUAGUUAGAACUAAAGUAGUUAAAUACCAACAAUUAGUAUUAAACUCAGUAAAGGAGGAAAUUGAACAUUUAGAGACAAGACUCCAGAAAACUAAAACGGUAAUUGACGUACAAGAUAAUACAAUAUUGAGAGACAUACCACCAAUUGCGGGCAUUAUUGGUGAAUAUAUGCAAUUCAAAAUCCGAAUAGAUAAGUCAAGACAGGACCUUCAAAGAAUUCUAGGUUCUGAAUGGCAAGAAACGCCAGAUGGGUCUGCUUUGGAUCAUAGGUACAGUUUGCUUGAACAAAACCUCAACUUUAAGGAUGUAUUAGGAGUAUGGAUUAAAUCAUUUCCACUGAACAUUGAUACAGAAUUGAAUAUUCCCAUUAUUAAGUUAUUGGAUAAAAAAAACCAUGAUUCCACAAUAUAUGAACUACAUACUAAUUUUGAGUUCUCUAUGGGGUCAACCUUUAAAGAAGUUAGACGUCUUCGUUUUAUGGGCUUUGAUCUCCCGAGCAAUGUCCUCCAAGUGUCUAAAAAUUAUAAGAAAAUAUAUCCACACGCACUUCUGCUUCAUGAACAGCUCCAAACAUUUCUCUCUCUAAUAUCCGAGCUUACCAAUAGAAAAUAUACCAGCCUGUUGUACAAGAACGAAAUUGAAAUCAUUUGGUCCCUUCUAGUAAUCGCCUUAAAAACAACUUGGUCGUCUUUAUUAGAUAAAGACAUCCUCGAAGAUCGUAUAGGUACCACCACCAUUAUAUUAAGACUUGAAUCUAGUAUCUCAGACCUAAUUAAGCGAUUCGACAGUUUAAGCAUUUUCGAGAUAAAACUUGAGACGAUAUUUCGCGGUAUAAAAGAUUCCUGUUAUACAGAAGAAAGGUUUUCGAAAUUUACACACGACGUUAAAGGGAUACUAAAUGAUUUAUUUACAUGUAACAUUGAAAGUGUUCCUGAAUAUUGGAAUUAUAUCCAAACACUAAUUGAUAAUGUACUAUACGGAAACCUCAAAAAAGCUCUUAACAUAUCUUUGUUUUCCCAACAAAAAUUGGUUCUUAAUUUUAGAAAUCAAAAUAUUGAUAUAACACCAUCCUUGAAAAACGUCAAGACAAUUUGGAUACGAGAACUGGAUUGUCUCCUUUUACGUGCAUCUAGUAUUCCCCAGUUGUUGAAUACACCUGAUUCAUCAGAGCAGGAAAACAGAUUUUUGAGCAUCUAUAAACAUUUAAAAAAUGAUAUUCGAAACAUUUUAGAUAAUAUCGAACUGAUAUUUCAACAAAGUAAUCUGUACGUCGAUAAAUGGGUUUCACAUUUGAAUUUGUGGCAAGUAAGUGAGUCAGCGAUAAGGGCUAAUAUUGCCGACAGUUUGGGCACUUGUUAUUUAUUCCUUUCUGGCCUUUUACUCUCUAGAGCAAAAUUUGAACGGUUACAAGAUGAAAAUUGCAUAUCCCCCAUACUCGAAAUGGAAAUCCAAAACGCUUACAUUUAUAUUUCUGCAAAAUAUGAUUGCUGGCAGGACCUAUUGUCUAAUGAAUUACUUACUCUUUACUUGAAAGAAACUGCUCCAUUUUUGAAGCACAUUAAUGGCAGUGUCAAGAAAAUCGAAUCUCUGAGAUUGAAUGUGAAUUCCUUAGACGCAAUCUAUGAUCUCGCCACUGCGUCAAAUGUCAUCAAUGAGAAUGCCUCAGAAAGAAUUGAUCAAGUAAGCAUAUUUGCCAACACUCAUAAACUCCUUCUAAGAGUUCGAGCUGACCUUCCUGCAAAUUAUAUACCCAUUGAACAAAUAGAGAAUUACCUCGAUAUGCUAACUGAAAAUACACACAAACUACAAAAUUAUCUUCAGGAAAAAAGAGAUGAUACCUUACACACCUUAGAAAUUGAAAUUGAUCACAUCAAUGAUCUUUCAAAUGCCCUGUUGCAUGACUGGCUCCAAAAGAAACCCGUUUCCGAGGAGAUUACUCCAGAUAUGGCUUUAGCAACCAUAGAAGUGUUUCUGGAAUCCUUUGAAAACGUAGCAUCUAGGAGAAGGCAGUUGAUAACCAUCAAAAAAUUACUUCUUCUGCCAUUAAUGGAUCCCAAGGAAUGCACCGACUGUAUCGCAGAUAUUCAUCAAUACAAAAAUAUGUGGGUUUCUAUCAAGGAGUUAUGGGAAAAACUCGAGAAAUUGUUAGCCAGAACAUGGAAUUCAAUAAGUUUACCCGAUCUCUCUCUUGAAAUAUCCUAUCUUUCCAAACUUACCGAAACUAUUAACCCAACAAUAGCCAAAUUUGAACUUUUUCAAUCCAUAAAGACCAAGGUGGAAAUUAUCAACACUUGGAGAACUCUGUUAAGUGAUUUGAAAAAUCCUGCUUUGAAGCCAAGGCACUGGGGGCAAUAUUUUAACGAAUUAUCUGGGAACAUAAUAAGCGAGGCAAAUCUAGAGUCGUUUUCAUUCACAUUAAAUGAUAUUGUGUCCGUUAAUAUCAACGAAUAUGAGCCAAAAAUCAGAACAGUAAUACGAAAUGCUCAGAAUGAAUUUGUUGUUGAGGGCUCCUUGAAUCGGAUAAAAUCAUACUGGAAAAAUGCUAAGUAUACAUUCUCUGAACAUUCUUCUUCAGUACGGCUUGUUCAGGAGUGGGAUAGUAUCCAAGAAUCCUGCAGAAAUAAUCUAGAUGAACUGGCAGCAAUGAGAAACUCUCAGUAUUUUCAACUAUUUCAACAGCUUUGUUUAGAGUUGGAAUCUAAAUUAACACAAUUUUCUGAAUUGCAAUCAUUGUGGAUCGAAUGUCAAUUUUAUUGGUUGGAUCUAUAUGGUAUAAUUGGCAAUAACAAAGAAAUGCAGACUCUAUUGCCACUAGAAACGUCCAAGUUUAACUCGGUAACUACUGACUUUAAGAAUUUUACCACGAGGGCAUUUAAUUUGAAGGCAAGUGUUGACAUAUUGCAUAUUCCAGGGAUUAUGGAAACGCUCAAACUUGUACUUGCAUCCCUGAAUUUAAUAAGAAGCUCCUUGAACGAUUUUUUGGAGAAACAGAGAACAUAUUUUCCUCGUUUCUACUUUUUAGGUAAUGAGGAGCUAUUAAAGAUAAUUGGCUGUAGAGGAGAUGUUUCAAGUAUCUCAAAAUACAUGCCUAAAUUAUACGGUAGUAUCUCAUCGUUAGUAGUAGCUGGCAAUGUUGUAAAGGGAGUAGUGUCUCCUGAAGAUGAAACACUACCAUUAAACAAUCCCAUUAACCUAUUGGCGUUCAAUAACUAUUAUGAAUGGUUAAAUCAACUAGAUAUGGAAAUCAAACUAUCAAUAGCUUCUCAGAUCUCUACAUGCUUAGAGAAAUCUUCUAACCUUUUAACAGGUUUGCAGGUGUAUAAAUUAAUUCAAACUCAUAUCUUUCAGGCUGUUCUAGUGACAAUUCAGGUUAAAUGGACCAAUUAUAUUGAACAAAAUAUUGAAGCUUCCAAUCUAUCAGAAUCAAGACAACAACUUGAAGACGUUCUCAGUUAUCUUACCAGGAAACUUGAAGAAGAAGAAAACCCCACGAAGAAAAUGGCGUUACGCUCCGCCAUAAUUGAGCAUAUUCAUUUCGGUCAAAUAAUGGAAGAGGUGAUAGCUUCCAACUCUGUUUCUAAUCGCAGAGCAUGCUUUUCAAGGCAGCAGAGAUAUUAUUACGAGACAAGUGUAGAAGAUCCACUUUUAAAACUGAUAAUAAAGCAUGAUUCUCAUACGAAUAACUACGGAUUCGAGUAUCUUGGUGUCCCGGAGAGACUAAUUUAUACACCUAUUCUAAAAAAUGGUUUCUUGUCUCUAAACCUAUCUCUACAUCAAGGUUUCGGUGGAUGCUUUUUUGGGCCAGCUGGAACAGGAAAAACCGAGACAGUGAAGGCGUUAGGUCAAAAUCUAGGACGAGCAGUUACCGUUUUUAAUUGUGAUGAUUCCUUUGAUCAUCAGAGUAUAUCAAGAUUACUAGUAGGUAUUUCUCAAAUUGGAGGGUGGGGCUGCUUUGAUGAAUUUAAUAGACUUGAAGAGGACGUUUUAAGUUCUGUUUCUAGCCUUAUUGAAGUUGUUCAAAAUGCCAUAUUUAACAAGGCAACUAUGGUAAGCAUGAUGGGGAACGAUAUCCCGUUCAAUUCACAUACAGCCUUAUUUGUAACUUUAAAUCCAAAUUAUGCAGGAAGGUCAGCUUUGCCACAAAAUUUAAAAAAAAUGUUUCGUGAAUUCUCAAUCCAAAAGCCGGAUACGUUAAUUAUUAUUCAAGUCAUUUUAAGUACUAUGGGAUUUACCGAUGCAAAUAUACUGGGAACAAAAAUUUCUGAGUUUUUGAAUACCUUAAGCGAAGAAUGCAGCAACCAAAGGCAUUAUGACUUUGGGUUGAGAUCGAUAAAGAAAAUGUUCAGGACAUACUCGGCUCUUAUAAACGAAACCUCUACUGUACCAGAUAGGGAGAGUAUUUUAUUGGAAAGUAUAAUACGCGUAAUAAAACCGUCAUUAAACCGAGACGACCAACAUAUUUUUAUCAGAACUUUAGAAAAGAUAUUCAAUAUCUCGGGGCAAGAGGCUCAAGAUCUACAAUUUGAAACAGUAUUGCGUGACACCUGUGUUGAAAAAGGUUUUAGUCAGUCGUUAGAUUUUACAACUAAAUGUAAACAACUUUAUGAUACCCAAAAAACUGAACUUGGUAUUAUAUUAGUUGGAUCAGCAGGAAUUGGGAAAACAACUGUUUUAGACACUGUAUUAUGCUCCAUGUUCAAAGUUGACGGUAUCAAAAAUGUUGUUUAUACAAUUGAUACUAAAACUUUAUCGAAAGAAGAAUUAUAUGGUCAUAUGAAUAAAGCAACAUUAGAAUGGAAGGAUGGUGUUUUUAGUUCUAUUCUCCGAAGAAUAAUCGAUGACCCAACUAAUGCUUUAUCAGAAUCAAGAAUAUGGAUUAUCUUCGAUAGUGAUAUUGAUCCGGACUAUACCGAAUCACUCAAUAGUGUCUUAGAUGAUAACAAAAUAUUCACAUUACCAAAUGGGGAAAGAAUGAAUGUCCCAAAUAAUGUCCAUCUAGUAUUUGAGACAUCUGAUCUUACGUACACUACACCUGCGACUCUGACCAGAUGUGCAAUUAUAUGGUUUGCUCACAAACUAUUUACCUCAUUUGAAUUAUUUGAAGGAAAGCUUGAAAUGGGAAUCCAGUAUUUGAUGGAACGAGCUGAAGGGGACUCAAAAUUGCUAAAUGAUAUGAUUCGUAUUAUAAAGUCAAUAUUAAGCGAGGAAAAGCUUUUGACGCUGAUCGAAGAAGCUGAAUCAUAUUCUUUUAUUCUUGGGUUAACUAUUUCAAGCAACAUCAUAGCCACUGCCAAUUUAUUGAUCCAAUUUCUUGAUACCUCAUUAGACUCCAUUUCUACCAUUUCUGAUAUCCCGCCACAACGGCUGGAAUCAUAUAUUUCCUUGAAGAUUCAACAGAUACUUAUAAUGACAUUUGUUGGUGGUUGUGAUUACAAUUCCAAAUUACGCUUCUCGAAGCGCUUGCAAAAUGUGCUAGACACACAUUACGAAGAACUUCCGAUGAACUUAAUAGUAUCUGCCAAUUCGAAGCCUGUAUCUAUUAAAUCAAUUACUCCGGAAUCACAUCUUGAAAUGCAUGAAAUAUUGAAAUCCGAUGUUAUUAUUCCAACGAUAGAGACGGUAUACUAUGAAAACUCGAUAUUUGAACUGUUGGGUUCCAAAGCUCCCAUAAUAAUGUGCGGACCACCAGGAUCAGGUAAAACUAUGCUAUUGAAUAAUGUUCUAAAAAGAUCCAAGAAGUACCGUAUCGUCGGAAUAAACUUCUCCAAAGAUACGACAAUUGAGAAUAUUUUGCAUACACUUCAAAGACAUACCACUUGUCUGCCUAGCGCCAGAGGCUUAAAAUUAAGACCAAAAUCAAAUGAAGAGGAUAUAGUUUUAUUUUGCGAUGAAAUCAAUUUACCAAAAUUGGAUAAAUAUGCCUCACAGAAAGUAAUUCUCUUUCUUAGACAACUCACCGAAAGAAACGGCUUUUGGAACCCUUUGCAAAACAAAUGGGUAACACUUGAGAGGAUACAGUUCGUUGGUGCCUGCAAUCCCUCCACCGACCCUGGUAGAGUUGAAUUGACCCCUCGUUUUCAACGACAUAUGGUUGUUUUAUUUAUUGAUUAUCCUGAAUCAGAGUCUUUAAAGACUAUCUAUGGCGCCUAUUAUAAAACAAUAUUUAAGUUAGUUCCAAAACUGAAAAAUCUUUGCAACAAUUAUCUAGAGGCAUCAGUGUCUCUAUAUAACCUAUGCAAAAAACAGUUUAAUGAUUCAAUGCCACACUGUAUCUUCUCACCAAGAGAGCUUACAAGGUUGAUAAGAGGAUUUUAUUUGGGCAUUAGUAGAGGGCCGUAUCAGACUUCCAUCUCUUUGUUAAGGAUGUGGAUCUACGAAACUUGGAGAAUAUUUGCCGACAGACUGACAACUCCAUAUGAGAAAAGUUCUUAUUUGAAUAUUCUUCGAGAUGUACUUCAGCUGUAUUUUCCAGAUCACCCACUAGAUGCCAUUAACUCUCAAGACCUUCUUUUUUCUGAUUGGUUAGAUUUGGAAUAUAAAGAAAGAUCUAGACCACAGCUUUCUGAAUUUGUAGUGCAAAGAUUAAACGUAUUUUGUGAGGAAGAAGUUGAAGCAUCUCUUGUAAUUCACGAUAAUGUGCUCGAUUACCUCCUUAGGAUUGAUCGUGUAUUAAAACAAUUUCAAGGCCAUGCCAUUUUAAUUGGUCCAAACUGUACUGGGAAGAAAACUUUAACGAAAUUUGUGAGUUGGCUUAAUGGGAUGAAAACUGUCGAACCUAUUAUCCAUAAUAAAUUCACCUUAGAGGACUUUGAUAAUUUUCUCAGAGAUAUUUUGAAGAGUUGUACUAUAGAGGAACAGAAGAUCUGUCUUAUUAUUGACGAAUCAAGUAUCUUAGAAGCCUCUUUCCUGGAAAGGAUGAAUACCUUACUUGCUAAUGCCGACGUUCCAGAUCUAUAUAUAGGUGAGGAAUAUGAGCAAUUACUUAUUGCAAUUGGGGAGAAAACCAGACGUAUGGGAUUGCUUAUUGACACAGAACAAGAAAAAUAUGAUUGGUUUAUACAGGAGAUCGCCAAGAACCUUCACGUUGUCUUUACACUAACAGAUAAUGAAAGCUCUAAAUCAUUAAACCUGAAAUCGUCACCAGCGCUUUUUAACCGUUGUGUAGUCAGUUGGAUGGGCAAUUGGUCAAAUGAGACACUAAGUUACGUAGCUAAUGAACUUUUAGUUGAGAUACCUUUUGAGUUUACACCCCACGUUUUACCUGAAAUUCUUAAAAAGUCUAUACUGCCCUAUGAAUUCAAAAACUUCAAAGAUACCGUUAUAAACACGCUUCUUCUAUUUGACAGAUAUUACUUCCAGGUAAAUACUUUAUUUGAAGUUAGUCCAAGCUAUUUUAUCUCAGCAUGUAAGACUAUGGUCACUAUUUUUGAAAUAGAGUAUGCUAGAUUAGAAAACAGUAAACAUUUCAAAACGAUUGGAGUAGAUAAGCUAAAGGAAUCUGUUCUUAAUGUGACUGCCCUUCGGAAAAUCCUUUCAGUCAAAAAGGAGGAACUUGUCGAGAAAGAGAAAGAUGCAAGGAAAACAUUAGAUAAGAUGUUGAUAGAGCAAAAUGAAUCUGAAAGAAAACAAGAGACAACUGAGGAGAUCAAAAAGAUUUUAAUUGUACAUGAAGAAGAGGUCGCAAAACAUCGAGAACAUGUUCUUAAGGAACUUAGAGCCGUUGAACCAGCUGUUUUAGAAGCGCAACGUGGUGUUCAAAAUAUUAAGAAACAACAUUUAACUGAAAUCAGAUCAAUGGUACGUCCUCCCACAGGUGUCCAAAUGAUACUGGAAGUUGUUUGUAUUAUUCUUGGGUAUAACAUUUCAUCGUGGAAAGAUAUCCAAUAUUACAUACGUAAAGAUGGGUUUAUUACUGAUAUUAUAAAUUAUGAUACGGUCUCAAUGAUGACGACAGAGAUGAGAAACUAUAUCGAAGAAGAAUUUCUUUCUAGAUCCGAUUUUACUUACGAAACAGUUAACAGAGCCAGUAAAGCUUGCGGUCCAUUAUAUCAAUGGGUUUUUGCCCAGGUUAAAUACAGUGAAAUUCUUCGUGAUGUUAUUCCAUUAAAGGAAGAAGUGCAAAAAAUGGAAGACGAACAAUUACGAGGGAAGGCUAGACUGUUAGCUGCGGAAGAAAUGAUUGAAGAACUAGGAGAAAGUAUUGAGAAGUCAAAAAAUGAAUACAGUUCCUUAAUUCGAGAUGUUGAAGUAAUUAAGACGGAAAUGGAACAGGUUCAUAGAAAACUUGAAAGAGCUAUUUCAUUGAUUAACAAACUAACUUCAGAAAGAGAGAGGUGGUCAAAAAAUGUGGUUGAAUUUGCACAGCUCACAGAUGAAUUAAUUGGUAAUUGUUUACUUUCGUCAAUCUACGAAAACUAUUUUGGUGUUUUGGGUGAAAGAGAACGAACCGUAGCACUUCGCUAUUUAAUGUCAGUGCUGAGGGAUUCGCAAAUCGGCUUUGAUAAUAACUACGUCUACCAAAACUACAAUGUAGAUAUUAAGGAUAAAAAUAAUUGGAUCGAGUUUGGAUUGCCAAAUGAAGAGGUUUGGAUAGAAAACUUUGGUUUAAUAUUGAAUAAACAAACUACAGUUCCAUAUAUUAUUGAUCCGUCGUUUCAAGUUGUUAGAAUUCUAGAACAAUCUUUGGGCAAUAAGUUGAGAUUGAUGAGUUUCUUGGAGGGUGACUUUGUGAAAAAAUUGGAAUAUUCCAUAAAGUUUGGUACAGUUGUUAUCAUUCAGGAUGGUGAGUUUUAUGAUCCAAUUAUCAACAACUUAGUUACCUGUGAAUAUACAAGAGCAGGGGGGAGAGUGACAGUACAACUAGGUAAACAUGAACUUGAUGUUUCCCCAGAUUUUCGACUAUUUAUUCAUUCUAAGGAUCAGAAUGCUAAUAUUUCAAACUUUUUAAGAGCUCGAGCAAGAGUUGUAAACUUUUCCAUCGAUAAGGGUAGCAUUGAAAUGCAAGCUAUGCGUAUAACUUUAGAAAAGGAAGAACCUGAAAUUCAAAAACAGAGGGAUGACUUAAUAAAACUAAACGGAGAAUACAGAGCAUUAUUGAAGGAUCUUGAAACAAAAUUACUAGAAGAAUUAAAUGAAGCUAAGGGGAAUAUCCUUGAAAAUGCUGAAGUGAUUUUGACUUUAGAAACCUUGAAAACAAAGACAACUGAAGUUGAAAUGAAACUUGGUGAAACAGAAAAUACAAUCGGAAAAGUCACAGAAUUGACGAAGAAAUAUUAUGUGCUCGUGGAGCAUUGUGUGUUAAUAUUUACAAUUUUAGAGAGAAUUUCAAAAUUAGGUUGGUUCCAUCAAUUUCCCGUUUGGCAAUAUCUGGAAAGUUUUCAGAGACUUUUCCAACUAUCUUUAAAUAGUCAUGCGGACGACAGAUUAGAAACUUUAGUUUGGGGAUUGUACCAAACUUCCUUUGAAGACUUUAGCAUUUAUUUGGAUAAUGAGAAGAAAAACAUAUUUUGCAUUCUUCUUUAUAUUAGCUAUCACUUCCAUACGGAUCAUGAGACCUUAUCCAGAAUAUCAGAAGUGUUACUCACUAUCGAUUUACCAGAAUCCAAUAUAGAAGUUGAAUCUUUAUUAUCCAACGAGGAGGAUAGGUAUUAUACUGAUCCUUGCCGUGAACUAAUAGAACUUAUUGAGACAAAUGCGUAUCAUACUCUCCUUCAAGUAGCAAAAUCUUAUUUUGAAAAGAAGCGACAAUUACAAGAAGUUGUGGAUCUUCAUGCUACUAUCUCCCUGAUGGUAGGUUCAGAGACAAAUGUAGAUGGUAGUUAUCAAAUCAUUGAUCUGGCUAAAGUUGAAAAUAAACAGUUAACUAUCAUUCCGUUGGGGUCAAUAGAAAGCACGACCUAUGCAGAAGAACAAAUGUCAAUUUGCCAGGCAAAUGGUGGCUGGUUGCUCUUACAAAAUCUACAAAUGUCGAUGGGAUGGGUAAAAUCUGUUCUUUCGAGGGAAUUAGGGCACAUUUCCGGUGUGCAAAAUGUAGAUUCGGAGACCCAAUUCAAGAUAUUUAUGACCUGUUCUCUAUCGGGGGCUGCGCUACCAUUACCCCUGCUGGAUCAAAGUUACAAAUACGUGUACGAAAAUGAUUCUGGCUUGUUACCAUCAUUCAAGGAUUUGUGGAACACUCCAACAUUCAAAGACAAGGAUUCCGAGCUGGGACCAAUGUUUACGUAUUACAGAUUUUUGCUAACGUGGUUCCAUGUUGUCGUUGUAGGCAGAACAGAAUUAGCUCCCCUUGGAUUUAGCAAAAAGUACGAAUUUAACGAUUCCGAUUACAAGGCCUGUUUGCAAUAUUUCAAAACGAUACUAGCAAUGAAUAUAGAAAAAUCUAUGCACUUCCCAUUAAUUGAAUACUGUACUGGCAAGAUUAUAUAUGGUGGUAAGAUGGACGAGUCGCAAGAUCAGACAACCCUACAAAAACUUUGUCGCGCUAUCUUCUCCCUAAUUGACGACACUUCGCCAGUGGUCUCACUGACGCCAGGGUUUGACAUUGCCAGAGGUGUAUCCAGAGAGGACACGGACUAUUUCAGUAAUAUCCUCGAGAAACUGAAAGAACCCGCGGAAUCGCAUUCCUCUUGGCUCGAUUUGCCACGGGAUGCUGUGCGCGAUUUCUCUGAGACCCGUGCGCGUCAUGUGCUGGCCAGGGCUGCGGAAAUACUUAGGGACCUCUGA